This is a messenger RNA of Trachymyrmex septentrionalis, 544 nucleotides long. It is a transcript of the gene l(3)87Df, whose product is annotated as cytochrome c oxidase protein 20 homolog. The transcript has a single exon. The record is from RefSeq and is a predicted model, not a curated record. NCBI's taxonomy places the organism in Eukaryota, Metazoa, Arthropoda, Insecta, Hymenoptera, Formicidae. Gene Ontology annotation, biological process: mitochondrial respiratory chain complex IV assembly. The coding region runs from base 111 to 461 and encodes 116 amino acids. Gene Ontology annotation, cellular component: mitochondrion; mitochondrial inner membrane.
AAGUGCACAAAGAGUGCAAAGGUAUUAAGACUGUUACAACUCCAACUUAACCUUACUUUACGUCUCGCUCGUGAACCUCGUGAAGAUUACGUAAAAUCGUUUGUAUUAUUAUGAGUAACGUGGAUAACGUGAUCGUCCGAAAUUUGGACGAUGAGGAAGAUGAGUCCAAGGCGGUGAUGCUGUUCGGCCGAGACAUCAGGAAGAUCCCCUGUUUCAAGCAGAGUAUGCUGACCGGUAUCUAUAGCGGUCUCACAGCCGGCCUUGUCACCUUCAUGUUCACCAGUCGCGGGAAUCUAUCGGCGAACGUCGCCCUGGGAUCCUACAUGGGAGUCGCCUCGAUUUAUUGGUGCUAUUGCCGAUACAACAACACGAUGGAAAAGUACGAAAUGCAGAAUCUUCAAGAUAUCAUGCGGCAAAAGUCGAUCAACGCCGUGGAGACAACAUCAGAGAAAACUGGUUGACACAUGAAAACUGUUUGUCUGUCGCUAAAGAUUUUUAAAAUGAUAUACGAGAACAAGAGAGAUGCAUUAUCAUGCGAUCGUAG